UGUUAACCUUUCUUCUCCCUUAACCUUUCUUUUCCCUCUCCACCAUUUAAAAACUACAAAACAUUCAUUAUAAUAAUGAUCCAAAAAAAAAAAACUGACUAUACACACACAUUGUUAAUUAUAUAUAGUCCAAUUGAGUAACGUGAUCACCCAUCAGUCUCUCUUUGUCUCUCCAUCUAUCCAUCUCAUUCAAUCCCAUUGCAAAUCACAUGUAAGGCUAAUUCUCUACUUCUCGAUCUGGCUGUUCCAAUUACAUAUAUAGAACCAUGGGCGAAUGGGGCUCCCGCGUGUGUUCUCUCUUCUGCUUUCUGGUCACUCUGUUCGUGAUCUCAUCCAUCAUAUUUUUUCCUCAAGAGCCCAAAUUCACAAUCACUGAUGCUUCACUCACACAAUUCAAUCUCUCCGCCACCAACUUCAAUUCCAACAACAAGCUCUUGAUCUACAAACUUUCGUUAAAUGUCACCUUCCGUAACCCAAAUAACAAGGCUGGAUUUUACUUUGACCGAGUUAGAGUCAUCGCCAACUACAGGAAGAAGAGAUUUGCCUUAGUGACUUUGAACAACACGACGCCGUUUUACCAAGGCCGAAAGAACACCACCGUGUUGCAUAAUGUGGUUCUUGAAGGACAACAAACGAUGUCGUUUAAGGAAAAAGAUGAUGAACAUUAUGAGUUGGAAACUAGUUCUGGGGUUUACUCUAUUGAUGUGAAGCUCGCUCUUAAGUUGAGAGUCAGGUACGGUAAGAUCAAGACUAAGUAUUUCAAGCCACCCACCAUUAAUUGCAACAAUCUCAAACUUUCUCUUUCUAAUCAUAAUGAUCAUCGUGAGAAUGGUGGACUGAAUUUUAAGCCUGUUAAGUGUAAAAAUAUACAUAUCUUCACAAGUGGAACUACACCAGUUUAUCCAUGAUAUUAAUUAAUGUCGUUUAAUUAAUUGGUUAUUAGUGUAAUAUUACGAUUUUAUAUGCAACAUAUAUGCAAAUGUUUAUUUAAUUUGAUAUAUUAUUCCAUGAA
Cannabis sativa is the source of this 1012-nucleotide messenger RNA. Its product is annotated as NDR1/HIN1-like protein 10. The record is from RefSeq and is a predicted model, not a curated record. Bases 267 to 908 code for a protein of 213 amino acids. Gene Ontology annotation, biological process: defense response to other organism. Lineage: Eukaryota; Viridiplantae; Streptophyta; Magnoliopsida; Rosales; Cannabaceae. The transcript has 2 exons.